This is a messenger RNA of Larimichthys crocea (large yellow croaker), 3669 nucleotides long. RefSeq names its product Ro60, Y RNA binding protein (gene ro60). Bases 307 to 1953 code for a protein of 548 amino acids. Lineage: Eukaryota; Metazoa; Chordata; Actinopteri; Sciaenidae. The transcript has 9 exons. The record is from RefSeq and is a predicted model, not a curated record. Gene Ontology annotation, molecular function: RNA binding. Gene Ontology annotation, cellular component: ribonucleoprotein complex.
ACGCAGCGUCACAUAUGUCGUGUGAUUGUUUAACGCAAUGUUUUCAUUAGCGAACAGUGUACAGCUGACAGUUUGGUUCAGGUUAGCGUAGCUCGGUCGCUGCCCAUCCCAGACGAGCUGCAUCAAGCCGCUUAGCCCAGCUCCGCACACCGGUGUCCGGCUAGGACCAGGCUCAGAUGUGGGUGACUUUAUAGUGAGUGGUCAGAGGAGACCGGAUGGCGGACACUCCUGUACGGAUGCAGCUGGGAAACAUGAGGAGUGAGCUGCGGACUUUCUCCUUCAUAACCAGCAAGAUACAUAAUUAUCAUGAGUGCCUUCUCUAGCGUUACAAUGGAGCCAUCGGGAAGUACUACAAUAUCAUCAAGCAACCACACCCUGAACUCAACAGGUGGCGGCUGCCCAUGGGAGGUCAGCGACAAGACCAGACUGUGCCGCUUCCUCUGCUAUGGCUCUGAAGGAGAUUUAUACACUGCCAGAGAGGAGGGUCACGUCAGCAUGGAGAGCGCCGGAGCUCUGCUCUCCCUGCUGCAGGAGGGUCGAGGUACUGAAGUGGUGGAGGAGAUCAAAAGGUUCACACAGGAUGGGCGAGCUGUCAGACUAGACCCUGCCUUUUUUGCUUUAGCUAUGUGCUCCCAGCACUCAGAGCUGAAGACCAGACAGGCAGCUUUUAAAGCUUUGAAGGAAGUUUGCCGGGACCCUGCACACCUGUUUUCUUUCAUCCAGACCAAGAAGGAAUUAAAAGAGGGGAUGAAGUGCGGGAUUUGGGGACGCGCCCUGAGGAAAGCAGUGUCUGACUGGUACAAUGAGCAAGAUGCCAUGAGUCUGGCUGCGGCUGUGACCAAAUGUAAACAGAGAGAGGGAUGGUCGCACCAGGAUCUGCUCAGGCUCUCUCACACCAAACCAGCCAAUGAAGCAAUUGCCUUGAUCAGCAAAUAUGUAACAAAAGGAUGGAAAGACGUCCAGGCUGCUUACUCAGACAAAGAGAACUCAGAAGAGGUUGUCAAAGUGCUUUCGUAUCUCGAGGUGGUGGAGAAGGUCAAGCACAGUUGUGAUGAAACAGAGGUCAUCAAUUUAAUAGAGGAACACAAACUGGAGAGGGAACAGCUACUGACAGACCACCUGAAGUCCAAACAGGUAUGGAGAGCUUUGUUGAAGGAAAUGCCUCUCCAAUCAUUGCUAAGGAUCUUGGGUAAAAUGACGUCAAACAAAAUUCUUGAAUCGGGGAGUUCGGAAACAAAAGCUGUCUGUGACAGAAUCCAGAGUGAGACGACACUAAAGAAAGCAAAGAUUCACCCUUUCAGCCUACUCCUGUCUUCUGAAAACUACAAACGGGGCCAAGGCUAUCAGGGUAAAACAAAAUGGGAACCAGACAGCAGCAUCCUCAAGGCAAUGGACUCUGCCUUUUACAAGAGUUUUAUGCAUGUGGAGCCCGUGGGUAAACGCUUCCUAGUGGCAGUAGAUGUGAGCACAUCACUGAGCAGCAUUGUCCCGGGGACGUCAGUCAGCACUGCUGUUGCUGCUGCAGCUAUUACCAUGAUUUUUGCAAGGACAGAGGCAGACACGCAUGUGUUGGCCUACUCUGAAGGAGCUUUGGUUCCGUGCUCCGUCUCUGCUGACAUGACUCUCGCGCAAGCAACGGUUGAACUUGUUAAGAUCCCAGGUGGGAGCACAGACUGCACACUUCCCAUCACAUGGGCCACAGAGAAUGGGAAAGCAGUGGACGUGUUCAUCAUUUUGACCAACAACCCGUUAUGGACGUUUACUGCCAGCCCAGUGGAGUCUCUAAAGAAGCAUAGACAAAUAUCAGGAGCCAAUUCCAAGUUGGUGAUGUGUGGACUGACUUCCAUUGGGCAUGCCAUUGCAGACACAGAAGACAGGGGUUUACUGAGCAUUUGUGGCUUUGACCUCGGAGCUCUGAGCGUCAUUCGUAACCUUGCUCAGGAUCGGAUCUGAUAAAGUAUUGGGGACUGUUUUUGAAUCAUGUGGUUUAGAGUUCAAAAAGAAGGCACAAAGUGGACCAGCAUGGCUCACUUCGUACGUAAAGUGCCCUAAAACAGCACUAAUCCAAAAGAUGCUGACAUUUACAAUUCCAAUUUCUCCUUUUUUGUAUCAUGUCACUUACAGAUCAGUUGACAAAAUGUCCAGCGGGCUGGACAGCACUCGAAAUGUUAUGUGCAUAUUUUUUUUUUCUGAAGGGUGAAAAGGAAGCGAUAAGACAUGAUAUGUGAUUACAUAUCACGCUGUCAAGAAUUUAAAGGCAAGCAGCACUCUGUAUGAAGGGCUGUUUACAGCUUUGAUGGUUCAUGGUUAGACACUAACCCAUUCAACAAUAAAUUCCACUAAUUUAAAGCAAGAUGCUGGCAAAGUAAUAAAGUUACUGAGGAACGGUGAAAUAGUCAGAAUGUUAGAUGCUUAGUGCAACUGUAUGUUUAUUUUAUGGGGUUUUAUUAUAGUUUAUAGUAUGUAUCUGGAUUGAUUUUAGCAGGUUUGAUGUGAUGGUAGCAGCAGUUUAAAUUUGAGAGCCUCUCCUUCUGUUUUCUGUAGCAUGAUUAUACAUUUUUAACAGGUAGACGUAAGAGAUGAAUUAAAACAAAGCACCAAAAGCUGAAAAAUUGCAAUGUAUUCUGUUGACUUUUCAAAUUCUUUGAUUUAUUUGGUCAGACAUGAUUUUGUUUAAUACUAAUAUCAAUAUCUAGAAUUCCAUUCCAACUCUUGCCUUUAGCCUAGCUACUUUUUUUAGUUGUUGUAUUAACAUGUGGUUUUCCUACAAAGCUAGAGCUUUUGAAACUUUAAGUGUCUGUUCUACGCUUGUUGAAUUUAUGCUAUAAAAGAAAAUACCCUUGGUGCUCUUAAACGUGCUGAUCCAUUUUGGUGGAAUAUUUAGGAUUUUCCUUUGUGAAAUAAUAAUGCCAAUGAGUGGGGACUGUAAGUCAGUUUACUGUAAGUUAGAGAAAUGAAGUUCCCAUUUUUUUUAGUCUGAUUACAAUUUGGAUUUUACUGUGUUAUUAUAUGUAGGAAGGACAAAUCUAUUUACAGUUGUUUACCAAGACUGAAUAUGCUAAAACAUGUUUCCGUAUUUUUUAAGUACGAAUGUUUGUUAUGCAAAAACUAACAGAUUAUUGCUACCUUCCUGGAAUAAAAUAAAUUGAAUGUACUUUUGUAAAGCAUGUAACAGUAGAUAUUUAAAGUACACUGCUUUAUAUUCCCUCAAACGCAGGUUAAACACACACUCCUUACUUUUAGCAUUAAUGACCAAUUCUUUUUGGUAAAAUAGAAAUGCUGUUUAAGUCAACGGCGAUUGGUGUAACUACUGACAGCAUUAACUAAAAUUGUCACUCAUUCAUUCUAUUCAAUGAAUCUGAAGAAAAAUACAAUAUCUGACCAUGUUACUGUGAAGGAUCAUGUGCCCACACAUGCCGAUGCUGUCAAUUUCAGUGUUAAGACAAGGUCAAAACUCUAUAAGCUAAAGUAUUUGUAUAGUAUGACUGUUGAUGCGAUGUUUGUACUUGAAAGUCUGACAUGAGAAAUAAUUAUUAUGAGGUAUGGUAGUUCACAAGUGUUUUGCCACCAUGAUUAACUUCUUUCCCAUCAUAUUGUGUGUUGUAUCCAUUUCGCUUAACAUGACUGUAGUGGCAAUGAAGAACCUAAUAAACACUUUGCUGCUCGUGA